AUCCUAUAUAGCACAUGAGUACAUGACAAUUGAUGAGAUGUUAUUGGCGUUUAGAGGGCGAUGCUCGUUUCGUGUGUACAUACCAAGCAAACCUGCUAAGUAUGGCAUCAAAAUUCAAGCACUUGUAAAUGCUAAGUCUUUUUACAUUUUUAAUUUAGAAGUUUAUGCAGGGAAGCAGCCUGCAGGGCCGUACGCUGUCAGUAACAGCGCUUUUGCUAUAGUGGAAAGACUAAUUCAGCCCAUUUCAAAGUCGAAUCGCAAUUUAACUUUUGAUAACUGGUUUACCAGUUACGAAUUGAUGAUGCAUCUAUUAGCUGAGCAUAGGCUGACUUCCACUGGAACAGUUCGCAAAAACAAAAGAUGCAUUCCACCUGUUUUUUUGAAGACCAGAAAAGAACCGGGAAGUUCAAUGUUUUGUUUCCAGAAGGAUAUUUCUUUGGUCUCUUAUGCCCCUAAAAAUAAUAAAGUGGUAAUUGCAAUGUCUACCCUUCACCACGAUGAUAGGAUUGAUGAAAGCACUGGAGACCAGAAAAAGCUGGAAAUUAUUACGUUCUACAACUCAACAAAAGCAGGAGUCGAUGUUGUUGAUGAGUUGAGCGCUUACGAUGUUUCGCACAACAGCAAGCGCUGGCCAAUGACAAUCUUUUAUGGAAUACUGAAUAUGGCUGCUAUCAAUGCAAACAUAAUAUUUCAAGAAAAUGUAAACAAAAACACUACACGAACAGAAUUUCUCCGUAAUAUGGCAUUAAGUUUGGUGUAUACGCAUUUGCGACUACGAGUAGAUAAAAAAAAUAUCCCCGUAAACAUACGUCAGAAAAUUUUUUCUCAAAUCAAUGAACCAUUGCGCCCAUUAUUCCAAAAUACUCCUGGACGUUAUGUUAGAUGUCUUGACUGUUCACGCCGCAAAGAUCGAAAGACUAAAUAUGCAUGUGCAUGCUGUGAAAAAGCCAUAUGUUUGGAUCAUGCAAUUUUUUCUUGCAAAGACUGUGCUAAUUUCGAUUCUAGUUCUUAA
This is a messenger RNA of Solenopsis invicta (red fire ant), 1012 nucleotides long. RefSeq names its product piggyBac transposable element-derived protein 4-like. The transcript has a single exon. Bases 23 to 1012 code for a protein of 329 amino acids. The record is from RefSeq and is a predicted model, not a curated record. NCBI's taxonomy places the organism in Eukaryota, Metazoa, Arthropoda, Insecta, Hymenoptera, Formicidae.